This is a messenger RNA of Trypanosoma brucei brucei TREU927, 903 nucleotides long. RefSeq lists its product as hypothetical. The record is from RefSeq and is a predicted model, not a curated record. Lineage: Eukaryota; Euglenozoa; Kinetoplastea; Trypanosomatida; Trypanosomatidae. The transcript has a single exon. Gene Ontology annotation, cellular component: endoplasmic reticulum-Golgi intermediate compartment; COPII-coated ER to Golgi transport vesicle; endoplasmic reticulum membrane. Gene Ontology annotation, biological process: endoplasmic reticulum to Golgi vesicle-mediated transport. The coding region runs from base 1 to 903 and encodes 300 amino acids.
AUGGACUCCUUUGGAAACCAGAAACAUCCGAUGAGGCAACAACAACAACAACAGUCGCCUGGGUACCCUGACCAAUCUUCAUGGGGAGGAACGCAACAGAAUGCGAUGCUAGAGAUCGGGAUGCAAUACGGGCAGAAUGUCCUUCAAGAAAAAAGUCAAGGUUUUAUGAGCUACAUAUCCGUCGUCACGGGAUUCCGCCGUUAUUUUCGUGUAGAUAACCAGUACGUCAAACGCAAGCUCACUAUGUUGCUAUUCCCUUUUCUAUUCAGCAUGAAAAAAACAGAGGGUUAUAGCAACAACGACUAUGAGGAAAGGCGGUAUCCUUCAGGAUUUGGGGGCGAUUCGCCUCCUCCGAUGCAAGGCGGCAGUUGGUCACCGACAUCAACACAAAGCACGGAACAGGUGCCUCCACCAACUGAAGACGUACAUGCAUUUGACUUAUAUGUGCCACUGAUGGGUGCUAUAACGUACGUAAUCCUUUCUGGUUUCCUCUAUGGACUACAUCACAACAGCGUGCCGAAUGAACAACUUGUAGGGCCCGCUUGGUCGCUGCUAUUUUGGCUUCAAGUGGAAGUUUUCAUUCUGAAGCUCGUGUGUCACCUUCUUCGCACCACACCGGCAUCAACCAUACUCGAGCUCACCGCACUAUGUUCCUACAAAUACAUCACGAUUUGCCUUGCUGUGUUGCUGAGAGAGGUUUUGCGUUUGGAAGGUGAAACUGUGUAUACUUGGGCAAUACUUUUAUAUGUUGUGCUUGCCAAUGCCACAUUUGCCGCCAAAACUUUGAUGCGCUCGCACCAACGAGAGCAACGCGUUCCGUACAACGCAAAGGUUUUUGCAUAUGUUACUGCACUUCUGCAGGCACCCAUGACUCUUUGGCUCGCGAUACGGCCCUUUCAGUAG